AUGUUAUUUAAAUCUAUUGUUUUUUCAUCAGCUUUAUUAGCUCAAGUUUUAGCUGUUCCAGCUUUACAUCAACAUCAUCAACAUAAAAAUGAAAAAAGAGCAGUUCAUGUUGUUACUAAAACUAACGUUGUUGUUGUAACUGUUGGUGCUGGUGAUGCUACUACCACCAUCAAACCAGUUUCAAUUUCAUCAGCUACUGAAGUUGGUGAAGUUAGUGCUGUUACUGAAGCUCCUCAAAAUGCUCCAACUACUACUAUUGAAGCUAAUACUGAAGUUGCCUCAACUAGUAGUUCAUCACAAGCUCCAGCUCCACAAUCAACUUCUGGUUCAUCAUCAUCAGUUGGUUCAGGUGGUGCUAAAGGUGUUACUUAUACUCCUUAUUCAGAUAAUGGUGGAUGUAAAUCAAGCUCACAAAUUGCUUCAGAAGUUGCUCAAUUAUCAGGUUUUGAUAUUAUUAGAUUAUAUGGAGUUGAUUGUGAUCAAGUUGCUCAAGUUUUAAAAUCAAAAUCAUCAAAUCAAAAAGUUUUUGCAGGUAUUUUUGAUGUUUCUCAAAUUUCUCAAGGUGUUUCAACUAUUGCUGAUGCUGUAAAAGCUCAUGGUUCAUGGUCAGAUAUUCAUACUGUUUCAAUUGGUAAUGAAUUAGUUAAUUCAGGUCAAUGUUCACCAAGUCAAAUUCAAUCUUAUGUUCAACAAGGUAAAUCAGCUUUAUCAUCAGCUGGUUAUUCAGGUCCAGUUGUUUCAGUUGAUACUUUUAUUGCUGUUAUUAAUAAUCCAUCAUUAUGUCAAUAUUCAGAUUAUGUUGCAGUUAAUGCUCAUGCUUUCUUUGAUGGUCAUAUUGCUGCUGAACAAGCUGGUGAUUGGGUAUUACAACAAAUUCAAAGAGUUUGGUCUGCAUGUGGUGGGUCCAAAAAUGUUUUAAUUACUGAAACUGGUUGGCCAUCAAGAGGUGAUUCUAAUGGAGUUGCUGUUCCAUCAAAACAAAAUCAAGAAAGUGCUGUUUCAUCAAUUAAAUCAAGUUGUGGUUCAUCAGCUAUUUUAUUUACUGCUUUUAAUGAUUUAUGGAAAGCUGAUGGUCCUUACAAUGCUGAAAAAUAUUGGGGUUUCUUAUCUAAUUAA
Molecule: messenger RNA, 1116 nt
Organism: Lodderomyces jiufengensis
Lineage: Eukaryota; Fungi; Ascomycota; Pichiomycetes; Serinales; Debaryomycetaceae
Gene: MP65
Product: putative family 17 glucosidase
Exons: 1
Coding region: 1-1116 (371 amino acids)
Biological process (GO): carbohydrate metabolic process; cell wall organization
Cellular component (GO): fungal-type cell wall; extracellular region; cell surface
Molecular function (GO): 1,3-beta-glucanosyltransferase activity; glucan endo-1,3-beta-D-glucosidase activity
Source: RefSeq, a predicted model, not a curated record